Molecule: messenger RNA, 1317 nt
Organism: Erinaceus europaeus (western European hedgehog)
Lineage: Eukaryota; Metazoa; Chordata; Mammalia; Eulipotyphla; Erinaceidae
Gene: SPCS2
Product: signal peptidase complex subunit 2
Exons: 5
Coding region: 39-716 (225 amino acids)
Biological process (GO): protein targeting to ER
Cellular component (GO): signal peptidase complex; membrane
Source: RefSeq, a predicted model, not a curated record
GACAAGUCGGAGGGGAGGGAGACACUGUGGCGGACAAGAUGGCGGCGGCUGCACAGGGCGGCCGGAGUGGUGGUGGUUCUGGCGGUGGUGGUUCUGGCGGUGGUUCCAGCUGCGGGACAGGCAGUAGCCGCAGCGGCUUGUUGGACAAGUGGAAGAUUGAUGAUAAACCUGUAAAAAUAGACAAAUGGGAUGGAUCAGCUGUGAAAAAUUCUUUGGAUGAUUCUGCCAAAAAGGUACUUCUGGAAAAGUACAAGUAUGUGGAGAAUUUUGGUCUGAUUGAUGGUCGCCUCGCCAUCUGUACCAUCUCCUGUUUCUUUGCCAUAGUGGCAUUGAUUUGGGAUUAUAUGCAUCCUUUUCCAGAAUCCAAGCCCGUUUUGGCUUUGUGUGUCAUAUCGUAUUUUGUGAUGAUGGGAAUCCUGACCAUAUAUACCUCAUAUAAGGAGAAGAGCAUUUUUCUUGUGGCCCACAGGAAGGACCCUACUGGGAUGGAUCCUGAUGAUAUUUGGCAACUAUCUUCUAGUCUCAAAAGGUUUGAUGACAAGUACACUCUGAAGCUGACCUUCAUCAGCGGGAGGACGAAGCAGCAGCGAGAAGCUGAGUUCACCAAGUCCAUUGCAAAGUUUUUUGACCAUAGUGGGACACUAGUCAUGGAUGCCUAUGAGCCUGAAAUAUCCAGGCUCCAUGAUAGUCUUGCCACAGAAAGAAAAAUAAAAUAGGCCUUCUAAAAGCAGCCAUCUUUCUGCUGGUACAUGCUGAAUUAUGGAGUGAGAGGGGAAGAGACAGAACUUGAAAUGGAUAAAGUAAGAAAUGUUUUAAAAAUCCCUGUUUUGUCAUGAAAUUUUAGACCAUUAUGGAUAAAUAGAAUUUUCUAGCUCAGAUAGGAGAUGUUGCUCUGGUAUGUAGCUGUAGCCUCCUUAGUCUGCUGAUUGCAUCGUUUCAGUUUGCUUUUCUGGAAAAGCAUUUUUGCAAAAAGCUAUAUAAACUCCCUUCACACCUUGCAGUACUUUAUGUAUGUAGUAUAUAACUUUGUGCCAUGUAACAUUUGAAGACAUGAUUUUGUUUUUUAAACUGUUAACCUGUUGCUAACUUGAUUGUGUUAAUGUCUGUUUCAACAGCUUUUCCCCUUAAUUCAGGAUACAACUUCUAGUGUAUGACAACAUUCACUGACACACCAUUUUUGUGGCUGUAUGUUUAUCUGAUGUGGGAAAAGUUGUGGGAGUGGGGAGGCAAACCACAGGUUCUUAAUUUGUUUAAAACAUCUGCCUGUUACAUUUUGUGCUCCUAAUCAAUUAAAGAUGCCAAUGACAUUUGCAGUUU